Pararge aegeria (speckled wood butterfly) is the source of this 854-nucleotide messenger RNA. RefSeq names its product mediator of RNA polymerase II transcription subunit 29 (gene ix). The coding region runs from base 159 to 743 and encodes 194 amino acids. Gene Ontology annotation, cellular component: mediator complex. Gene Ontology annotation, biological process: regulation of transcription by RNA polymerase II. Gene Ontology annotation, molecular function: transcription coregulator activity; transcription factor binding. The transcript is spliced from 5 exons. The record is from RefSeq and is a predicted model, not a curated record. Lineage: Eukaryota; Metazoa; Arthropoda; Insecta; Lepidoptera; Nymphalidae.
AAAAAAAAAAAAAAAAAAAAAACUAUAUGUUGUUUUUUCACCAAAUAACAAACAAUAAAUACUGAAAAUUGCACGAACGGCAUUGCAAUUACUUAAAAAUUAUCGCUGUGAAGUCACAACGUGAUAUUUGAAGCCCUAAAUACAAAAGAUUUACAAUCAUGAAUCAAAUGAAUAUGCACGUACCGAUGAAUCCUGUUGGGUCGAAUCCCAAUGUGAAUAUGCCCAUGCAGCCUAUGUCUUCAGUUUCCUUAAUGCCCAUACCCUCUCCGCAACAAAUGCAGCAAGUACAACAAGCGAUCCCACAGCAGCCGCAACAGGAUAAAAUGGACAAUAUAUCUAAAGUUAAGACGUUGAUGGGUUCCUUACGUGAAUCUUUGCCUAUGACAUUGAAAUCAGCUGCUCAAAUUUUACAUCAAAACUACAAUGUGGAUUCAAGUACUCAGAAAGGCAUGGAUAAUCCUGUACCAAGGUUUGACAAGAAUCUAGAAGAGUUUUUUUCACUUUGUGAUCAAAUGGAACUACAUCUUAGAACCGCAAUCACCUGUAUUCAGCAAGCACAGUCAGCCGCCCAUUAUUUGCCACUCACAGUUAUACCAUCAAGAUUGGAUUCUGGCUCCUCUGCACAGGAGACCACGCUCAGCUAUCCUCAGUAUUUAAAUACUGUUCGACUUCAAAUCUCAUAUGCAAAGGACAUCCACGACACGUUAGUAGCAGCUGCACAGAAUAUAUCGCCCGCAGAGUGACCAUAGACAAAUAAAACAAUACAUAGAGCGGUAAAUUUAAACAUUUAUUAUUACUUAUCUGUAAUAAUUAAGCCUAAUUAUAAGCUAUAUUAUUAAAGCGUUAUCAAUUUA